Molecule: messenger RNA, 3237 nt
Organism: Corapipo altera (White-ruffed manakin)
Lineage: Eukaryota; Metazoa; Chordata; Aves; Passeriformes; Pipridae
Gene: CENPI
Product: centromere protein I
Exons: 21
Coding region: 211-2472 (753 amino acids)
Cellular component (GO): kinetochore
Source: RefSeq, a predicted model, not a curated record
GGGCGGUGGCGGGCGCUGCGCACGCGCGGUGCGGCGGCCGCCAGGUUUGAACUGCGGGACGGUUGGAGAGGCGGGAGGAGCGUGAGGGGGGGAACCAGCUGUCUGAUGUUCUUCAGCUGUUGGAGGUUGAUCUCUUUGCUUGCCUGGUGAAGGACUGGAUCUCGUGACAAAUGAGGAAAAUUUUCCAGUCUCAGCUGGGAGACUGAAAAGAUGAGGCACAGUUCUAGGACCCCAAAGCGGCCUCUGGGGGUUGACCAUAAAAGCCAAACUGAUCUCUCUGCGUGGCGAAAAAAGGGGAGAACUGACCUUGAAAAAAGUUCCCAGAAUCAUCAGUCUCCUGGAGGUCAGAAAAAUGACAUCAGUCAGAAAAAUGAUGUCAGUGGGAAAAACGACAGCCAGGAAGUCUCCCUGGAGAAAGCUUUGACCUACUUUGAGAAAGUUCAAGGCCGUGUUUCCCUGAGGAUCAACAGUGCUCUGCAGAAACACUUGGCUGCUGUGGAAAGCAUUGCCCUGCAACAAGGGCUGCCCCCUGAAGGUUUUGAGAUACUGUUGAACGUGGUGCUCAGUGGCAAAUUUGCUGACACAGUGAAUACUCGUUUAUUGAAGAGCCUGAUCCCAACCUCAGUAAUACCAGAAAAUUCUGUGGUUACAGCUGUGUCUUGGCUCUGUACCAACAGAUCCUCAGGCAGCAUCCAGUUGCUUUUUUUAAGGUGGCUGAUCACAGUGUUUGACUUCAUUGAUCACAAGGAACGAAUUAAUGCCCUCUAUGGUUUCUUCUUCUCCUUCCUGCAAGAUGAGAAGCUGUGCCCCUACAUCUGCCACAUGCUCUACCUGCUGACCAGGAAAGAAAAUGUCAAGCCUUUUCGGGUUAGGAGACUGCUUGACCUCCAAGCAAAAGUGGGAAUGCACCCUCCCCUGCAGGCUCUACUGUCACUUUACAAAGUCUUCUGUCCAGAGCUGGUGACCAUAACUCUUCCCACAAAAACAAAGACUUACUUCAAGAGUUCAGAGGGCCCAUGGAAAGCAGCAAUGAGUGCAGUAAGGCAAAGAAACCAGGGAAGGACUCCCCUGACCCAGGCAGUGUUUUUAGGCACAGCUCAACCUCAGUCACGAAAGAGGAAAUGGAAUGCUCAGUUGGUUCUACCUGCAAGCAGUGCAAGGAAUUCAGGAGUGGGCACAGAAAAGUACUGUGGUUUGUUCAGUACAGAAGAGACUUUUCCAAUGGAGCAGCUGCAGACCUUUCCUCAGCUCCUACAAAAUAUCCACCGUCUAGAGUUUCCUUCCCAGAUGGGUUCAGUGCUAGCAAACCCUUUAUUACUUCACUACAUGAAUUGUGUCAGAGAUGAAUCUAUUUACCUGAGGCUCUACUAUUGGAUGGGUCAGAUGCUCCAGGAAGAAUGUACCUGGUGUGUGGUUGAUAACACAAAUGAAACAGAAUUCAAGAGCUUCCUGGAAACUAUGUACAAGGCAGAAUGUUUUUUGCAGGAGGGAUUUCCUGCCUGUGAAGAGUUCCUGUAUAAGAGCCUUCCUCUCUGGGAUGGCUCCUGCUGCCGACCAGAAGUCCUCCAACUUGUGAGUUGGAUCCCCCUCAGCAGUUCCCCUGAAAUUAAGUCAUAUCUCUAUGGUCCCCUGGCACAGCUCUUUUUCACAUCAUCCCUUUACUUCAAGUGCAGUGUUCUUGAGAGCCUGAAGGAGCUGCUGGAGAACUGGUUAAAUUGCAAUGUGAUUGAUAUGGAUCCAGAAUUUCAUCCUUUGAAUACCACCCUUUCUGGACUAGUGACCGUGGUGGCUGACCUGAUCCACUUUGUUGGACGGCUCUCUAUUGUUGGACUGCAUUUGGAAAAGAAUUCCACGUUCUUGCUCUUCUUCAUCCUGGAUUUCUACGAGACCGUGUGUGACAUGUACCUGAAGUACGACCUGCCUUUGUUGAUAUUGCCUCCUGCUGGGGUUUUCUACCCAGCACUGCUCAGCAUGGAUUCUGUCACCUUGAAUCAGCUCUGCUACAUUAUGUACAGGUAUCGAACAAACUUGGUGGCUGCAAAAGAAAAUGAGGAGAGUGAAAAGAAAAUACUGCAGUUCCAGUUCAGUAACAAGACAUACAAAGAGUACAACCAGUACAUAACAGCUAUGGUGGGCUGCCUGUGGACAUCCACUGUAUUCCAGAAGGAUACUAAUUCUCAGGGUCUUCGUAUGGAUGAGGAGCUGCUGAACAAAACUCUAGUGAAGGAUUUUAAAACCAGCUUUAACCUUGUCUACCACCCAGCCAUGUUGGGCUAUUCCAUCGACUUCCUGAAGCAGAUUUGUCCGGAGGAUACCACCUUCAACUUCAAAUUAAUCAAGGGGAAGAGGUGGGACUGGUAUCUGAAAUAUCUCUACACACAAGGUUUGGAGGGCCUGAAGGUCUUCAUUGAGAGCAGCAUCAAUCGUGUUUCCCAGGCCUCUCGCAGAAAAGUGGAGAAUGUGGAAACGUGACCUUGGGACUCACUGGAGCUUUUCUGUCCUCUGGAGCAGAUUAGCAGAAUCUAAAGGACUCUGCCACUGGUUACUUCCUGAGGGGAAAGAAACAGAGCAAUUACUCUUGUAGUGACAUUUAUUUUGUGAAAGUGAAGACACAGAAGGAAUGCUUAGGCUGCCUCUUGUCCCUGCUGAACUCCGGUGUGAAGUUGGUGAGCUGUAUGUUAUGUCCCAUUCAUAUUUAUCAUCCUGGUUUCUCUCUGUUGGAGUAUCUCCUUGAGAAUCAGACAUUUUCCACCUCAAAACUGCAGUGAGCAGUGCUGCUUCAUUUAUAAUUAAUGUUGAUCUCUGACCUGAUUUGCCUUCCUCAGAAUCAGGUAACUCAAUCAGCCUUUAGUGAUACCGUCUAUGUGUUGGAUUGGAGCAACGUGUGUUUCCCAAUUCCCUGUUGUACUGUCUUCUAGCAGGCUGAGCAAACUGACCUUCCUGAAAUUCAUUUUCAUUUUAAAGCUUCCAGAAUGGACUUUUUGCCAACAUUGCUUAUAAUGAUGUUCUAAUGCAGCUGGAAAAUUCAGUGCCCAGUUGAUGGUUUAUUGAUGGUUUGAGGACUUGUACAAUAUUGCCACCAGUUCACCAUUUUUUAUUGGUAAGUGCAAAUGUGGCUUUCCUUUUUGUGUUUUUAACUCUGUAGGUGUUGUGUAUUAUACAUGUACGUGUAUAUAUAUAAUUUAUAAUAUGUCAAAUGUUUCCAACGUGCCAUUUUAAAUAAACUCUACUACAAAA